This is a messenger RNA of Nanorana parkeri, 1201 nucleotides long. RefSeq names its product F-box and leucine rich repeat protein 12 (gene FBXL12). Bases 91 to 1191 code for a protein of 366 amino acids. The transcript is spliced from 3 exons. The record is from RefSeq and is a predicted model, not a curated record. Gene Ontology annotation, cellular component: SCF ubiquitin ligase complex. Gene Ontology annotation, molecular function: protein binding. NCBI's taxonomy places the organism in Eukaryota, Metazoa, Chordata, Amphibia, Anura, Dicroglossidae. Gene Ontology annotation, biological process: SCF-dependent proteasomal ubiquitin-dependent protein catabolic process.
CGGAGCGGGCGCUCUACUCCUCGGCGCUCCGGUUCUCUAUGGUAGAUCGUUGACAGCCGUGCUUGGUUUAGGCGGAAGUGCGCCGUGUCCAUGGAGAUGAUGUCUGCUUAUGGCGGAGAGAGCUCGGAAAUCCCGUCCGUUGGCAGCAGCGGCAUCUCGGUGACACCGACCCUGUCGUGGCUACCGGAUAGCGUGCUGCUGGAGGUGCUGAGCUUCCUGUCCGUGCGUGAUCUCAUCCGGAGCUGCAGAACAGCGAAAACCAAGGCAGGGGACGGCCAAGCAGGCUGCUACAACGUGGUCUGGGCGGCUGGCAGCUCCUCCGCGUGCCUGCAGCAGGGCUCAAUGAAGAAAAACACCCGCCCGGGAAUAUCCUAUUAUGAUGAGGACGUUCUGAACUCGAAGAUCCUCUGGCACUUGGUGAGGCAUUGGCUCGGCACCAGCAUGCAGACUCUGAAGAUCAAAGGUUUUCUUCUGUCCGCCAAGAAGCAAGAGUUCCUGACCCCGGCCAUCCUCCAAGUGCUGGAGAAGCGUUUCCCCAGCCUAGAAAACCUCCACCUGGAGGAGACCAGCCUCCGAUCCCUGAGCUACGACUACCUGCCGUCCACCCUGAAGACGCUGGAGCUGUCCCAGUGCGAGAUCCCAACGACCUGGUUCAAGUCCUUAGCCAACAAAAUCAAAACCCUGCCAAAGCUGGAGACCCUCGUCCUGAGCAACGUCUCUUCCUUCUCCAACCACCACCUGGAGGCCAUCUGCAGCCAGUCGGCCUUAAAGACCCUUUACCUGGCCGGCACCUACCGAGUCACCGACAUCGGCAUUCAGAAAGCCGUCCCCUACCUGAAAGGACUCGAGCACUUCAAACUCAACGGCUGCAACGUCACGGAUAUCACGCUGCACCUGAUCGGCUGCCACCUGAAGCACCUACGGACCUUGGCGCUCACCAACUUCUGCUCGUUGACGGACGCCGGCCUGGCCUGCCUGUCCGGCAUUAAGACUCUGGAGAAGCUGUGGUUGGAGUAUUGCUUCCGGCUCUCCUCGAACUGCAUCAUCGCCGUGUGCGUCAACAUGGCCGCCUUAAACUACCUUAACCUCAAUGGGAUCUUUUUCGAGGACCAAGGGAUCGACGAGAUCCGGAAAAGCCUCCCGCACUGCGCAGUCACUAACUCCUUUCCCAAUAUGGACUCCAAGUGUUAAGGAGGCGGAG